Molecule: messenger RNA, 4486 nt
Organism: Coregonus sp. 'balchen'
Lineage: Eukaryota; Metazoa; Chordata; Actinopteri; Salmoniformes; Salmonidae
Source: the annotation of a GenBank genome assembly
GCCUUCCAAUUUAGACUCCAGCAUUGCCCCAGAGGAGACCUUCCGAUCCCUAUUCUGUACGAUCCAACAUUCUUGAACGCAACUCACACCUCUCUGGUGGUUGUCAAAGACCCUGAACCGACACGUGCCUCCCGUUUCACUGUCACCGUGCUCAAUGGCUCAGACGGCAAAAGAGUCCAAUUGGUCCUCAAGAGCACAGACACCAUCGGCAAACUUCAGAGGAAGUUCCUACAGAAGCGGCCUGACCUGACGGGAAGCCUGAACCUCGCCUACAACGGCAAGCCCGUCCAGGGGCACCAGAGCUUGGGAGAGCUGGGGGUGAAGAAUGGGGCUACCUUCAUCACCUUUCAGAGGUGCCGUGGAGGGUAGACGUGGAGCAGUAGAUGUGUAGGAGGGCUGUUUCCGUUCAUCUAUUCCUUGUUAUGCAAUAUGAACAAUAUGUGUCAAUGAAUUUGUUAUCUAUAAAGAAUAUUUGCAUUAGCCAUAUCAGGUGUUCUUUUUGCACAACAUUGUAGAAUAUUUAUUGAUUAGAAUACCAAUCAAAGUGACGCUGUAGCCUACUGAGGGAGAAUGCACAAUGAAAAAUGACAAUGCAUCUGUGUCCUUUCUUUAUUUUAAAGCAAUUAUCCAGUGUUUCCAGACUUCUAUGAAAUAUGACCUAUAAAUACUUACAAUAAGAGUGAAAUAGUUUUUCUUCCAAGAAAUAUUAAUUAAGUAUGUUAAAAUGCAGCUUUUCUGUGUUCGAAUGGUGUGGGCAUACACCAACAACAGAAUGGUGUUGGCGUAUGCCGGUCAUUAAAAAUAUUCAUGCGAGUAGACCGCUGAUUGGCCAGCUCAUCCUCGUAAGGGAGAUCACAUAAUUUCUAUGAGGAAAUAGCAAGAGUUUUUUAAACGGCCUGUUUGAGAUACAAGUUUGAAGUUAUUUUUUUUUCUCCAAUUUAUGCUUUGGCCACAAAUACAAGUAUAGGACAAAUCAACAACAUUAUUUGGAUAUGCAUUAAUAUGCAUAACUUCUAAAAGUGAGAUUUUCACUGGGCAGUUACUUUAACUCCACCCAGCACAGCCAUAAGGGAUCUGGUCAACCCUCAUAGCCUGGUUACGCUCUAGGUUUCUUCCUAGGUUCCUGUCUUUCUAGGGAGCUCUUCUAGCCACCAUGCUUCUACAUCAGCAUUGCUGGGUUUCUGUAUAAGCACUUUGUGACAUCUGCUGAUUUAAAAAGGGCUUUAUAAAUACAUUUGAUUGAUUGACUGAUUUAACUGUCUUGUUUUGCUCUUGCCUGGUACUAGCUAAUGAAUUGAAAUAUAAGCCGGACACCAAUCAAUGUGAGUUAGUUCACCAUGUUAAAUGUGCCGUUUGUGAUGCUUUAUUGAUAAUUUUGAUAUGCCGUUGUUGUUUAACAGUAGGCUACUACUGUAUCUGCAAUAGCUUAGCAUUGAUUUCUUACCUUAUUGUUUUUAAAAAAAUGUGUGCAAUAGAACUAUGUUUUCAAUGACAACCAAUAAGGCUAGCCAAUCAGGAGGACGAUGAACAAAAUAAAUAAUGUUUAAACAUAUUUUAAUUUUUAUUUUCUGCAUUUAUGGACAUUGUAUUCAGCCUUAAAUAAACACCUACAUUUUUUCAAGUAUAUGCCAUCUGUGUCUGGUGACAUUUUCAUGACAAUACAUUGACGAAUAACUAGUUCUGAAAUACAUUAACAACACUUGUUGCCACGUCGACCUGAGCUAGCAAGGGUGUUGCACAAAUCUAAUGAUCUGUUGAUGCUCACUCGUUUGGUCGUCACCUGUUCUAGUGGCAUUAGAAGGUGUCGUAGAAAUAUUUGACUCAAAAGUAGUCAACUCAAAAAUAUCUCUCAAGAGACUGGAGCUUGUGAAUCCAAAAAUUAGACUUUAUUAUUUGCAUAACAAAGCCGAGCUUGCUCUAUGGAGCAACUACUUGCCCUGAACCGGAGCUCUCCUUUUAUACAGACACAAAUGCAUAGUCAUACUGAUACAACAUACAUAUUUACUCCUCUCUAUGUGAAUGAAUAACAUCUUUCAGUAUCACAUGUUGGCUACUCACAGGGGCUACUUGCGCUUCUCUAAAUGGGGCCUCUGUAUCUUAUUAGUGGCGUGACUCAAAAAAUUAUGUACAUACGUACAUUAAAGAACAAUCACACUCUGUUUUGACUAUAUUCACUAUCCAGACAUAUCUGAAGUACAAAGUAUCAAUCAUGUUCAUUCUGUUUUACCUUUAUCAUUUCAUAACACAUUAUAAAACAUAUCAAUUAAUACUUAAACAUGGUUUAAACAUGUCAUCCGUAACCCAUUCUCAACCACAUACAUUUAAGCAUUUAUCAUUUACCAUCCUCCCUGGCCCUUGAGAUUAUGUGCAUGUGGCUAUGUGUCAGGUCAUAAGCACAAACAAAUGAUAACACUAGUUCCAUUGUAACUCCAAUCUCCACACAGCCACCACGAGGAGUUGUAUCUCCAUCACAUGUCAUUGACAUACCCAGACCAGCUGCAGGGAGGUUAUGAAAAGCACAGAAAUGUCUCUGCUCUGUCUCAACCCUUCAACUGGUUCUCAAUCCAUAAGCAUUUAAGGUAUAUAGGUGUUUCAUUCUACCGUAAAGGACAGUCUUCAUGGAAAUCACCUGACAAAGAGGAUGGUGCUGGCUAUACUCCAGGAAAUGGCUUGGCAAAAAGUACCAAAAAGAAAGUGUGGUGUGCCUUAAUUGACAUGUAGGGGAUUCCCUUUGGCUUAGAUUUUCCCCUGCAGAUUACAGGUAUCAAAUAAAUCCUUAACUUCAAAGGAACAGAACAAGAAACAUAUAUGUUUGAGAAGAGUAGUUUUCACAUACUGACCACCAGUAAUAAUGUCAAAUGCACUCCAAUGGUCAAAGGUAUAGGUGCUGAGGUUUAACAUUUGAGAUGGUAUUGUCUGCAGUUUGCUCCAUGCAGCACAGGAGAAGCCUACUUCUGCAAUGCUUUUCAUAGAUUUUGAAACUGUAGUGGUUGCUAUGUUUAUGUGGAUUUUCAGGAUUUUUAUGUGGAUUUUUAUUGAGUCGAGGCUAGGACUAGUGUUACCCCAGACACUUGUCGAUAACAGUUUUGAUCGAAUAGGAAUAAACUUAACAAUUACAUUAGUGUUACCAAUCAUUUUAAUGACUUUUAAAACACUAACGUAUAAACAUAGUUCAACCUAAACUUGUGUUUUUAAAGAAAUGAGUGCUGGAAAUGCAGUGGUUUCCACUUUAGUUUUAUAAUUGUUACUAAAAGUCAUGUGACCUCUUCAUCUCUUUCACUUUCUCAGGCAAACACACGCACGCACACACAGUCAAAGUCCUCUCACAUAUUUGUUUCACAAUAUCAUACUGAUGCAUUAAACGGUUGCAUAUCACUCCCAAUAAUCCUUGUCAACAUUUCUGCAUUGCUUUGGAGGUUUGCAUUGAAUAUCAUUUCUUAACUCACAACAACUUGGCAGUAGUGUUUCUCUUGUUGCUCUGUUUCUGGUUCAGGUUGUUGCCAGACCAUUAUCAAUUGAUGGUUGUUGCCUAUCUGAUGGGACUGGUACCAGGACUCCGGAGAGUCUUCGUGGAAACCACCUAUUAAAUAGGAUCAUGCUGGCUACACUGUAGAUAGGGGAAUGGUGGCCAGACAGGCAAAAAACAUUGAAGAUUGGGACCCAGAGUCUUCGCCCUGACUUCAGCAACAUUUGGACAUCCCCCAGAGAUUCACAGUGCAAGUAACAGCCACACACACUCAAAGGUUUAGGAGUCUUCUUCACAAACCCUCUGCAAAAUGGCAACGGCACAGCUGCAAUCGCUAACGGUAAUGUUUUAUUAUAUUUUCUAUACACUAUUAUCUGUUGUUUUCUCCAUGCACCAGUACUUCCACAAUGUACUGUCACAGAUUUGGAAGCUGUCAUGGUUGGUAACUUGGUAUUGUUAAAAUUGUUGAUAUGUACUUGCCAUCAAUUAUACAUUUUGUGUGCCUAAAAUACAUUUGCAAAAUUCAAACGUGUGGAGGGAGUAUCUUUUAUCAUUCACAAUUAUUUAGCAUGGUAUCCACUCUACUGAUAAAUGACUGACUUCAACAGAAAAUUGAACUAAAGUGCAUUGCAAGAAAGAAACAAAUCUUCGGCACAUUCCAUUUUUUAUCUCUUGCAUUUUUUUAAACAUAGCAAAAGGUAUGUUUAUUGAUGCAGUGACAAAAAGGGACGACGAGGAUUAACUGACUUGAUAAAGCCUAUUUUUUCAGCAUCUCACUCUCCAAUCGCACACUCUCUCAUUCUCUCGCUCUCCCUCCCUUCCUCAUCCCCCUUCCUCUCUCUCUUUAUUUCUCUCCAUCCUUUCCUUUUUAGACUCCAUGUUAGACCCAGUGAAGAUCCUCCGAUCCCUGUUCCGUACGAUCCAACAUUCCUGAACACAUCUUACAUCUCUCUGCUGGUUGUCAAAGACCCUGAACCGACCCGAGCCUCCGAUGUAACUGUCACCGUGCUUAAGGGCUAA